AUGUCUUCUGCCGGCCACGUAUCCUCCAAUGUCCUCAUCGAUAAGUUCGACGGGGACAACUGUUCGACCUGGAGUCGAUACACGCGUGGCGUGUUCCUGACAAAGUCAGUGUGGCAUGCUGUCAACCGGGAGAGCUCCCCGACGUUCGUGGACCCUCGAGCGCAGGACGACUACGUCAAGACCAUCAACAUCGCGUUUGGAAUGAUGGUGCUGCAUAUGGGUGUAGACUACCACCAUGUGGUCGACAACUGCGAGGAAGCGUGGGUUGCGUGGCAGAGCCUGAAGGUGCUGUACUGUGGAUCCCAGAAAGCGGAAAGGAUCUACCUCAAGCGUCAACUCUUCAGCAUGAAGAUGGAUGAAGGCGCCAACGUCAUGCAUCAGUGCAACGAGGUCCUGAACACCGCUGCCAAGCUUACCAGCAUCGGUGCGAAGAUGGAGGACGAGGACGUCGCAAUUUGCCUGCUGCUCAGCCUCCCUAAGAGUUUUGAGAACGUUGUUCUAAACUUGGAGAUGAGCAGCGCGGAGCUUCGUACCCAAGAUGUGGUGAAGGUGCUCACUAAUAAGCACACCAAGCGCGAAGGGGAGAAGGUGACAACAACAGCGACGAUGGUCAAGACUGAAGAUGCAGCCAAGGCCUUCAACACUGAACGCGAGCCAUACAAGUGCGCUUACUGUGGGAAGGUGAGACACACCGUCGAUCGCUCUUGGUCCAAGCAGAAGAAUGAAAGUCGAGGAGCCCGACGCGGCGGCAAUGGUCGUGGACGUGGGGCAAACAAUGUCCAGUGGGGACAAUAUCGUGAUGAAGGCAGCGACUACGAUCAAGUAGCGUUUGCAGUUUCGCUAGAGUGUGGACUCUCAGCGAAGAAGGACGUGUCCGGAAUGUGGGCCGUCGACAGUGGUGCAACACACCACAUAUGCCACGACAAGACCAAGUUUGCAAGACUGAACAAGCGCAACGACAGUGAAAUCUUGGUGGCGGAUGGCAACAAAGUGGCCAUCAAGGGUGUUGGAACCAUCUUUGAAAAGGUGGUUCUGCCCAACGGUGAAGAGCGUGAGAUCGAGAUCAAGAACGUGCUUUACGUACCAAGUAUGAGCAAGAAUCUACUUUCGGUACCGCAGAUCAACCAGCACGGCAAGUUUCAAGUCGUGUUCGACGGGACCAAGAUGUUUGUCGCUCGCAAAGGAUCGCAACAAGUGGUGGCAACAGCAUAUCUUGUGGAUGGCCUUUGCUGGCUUCACACAGCUCAUCUAUCGGCCAAUGCGACAACAAACGGAUGCAACGGUGUCGACUUACAUGCGCGGAUGGGACACACUCCAGCUGAUGUGCUUCGCAAAAUAGUGGCCACGAACAUGAUCAAGGAUGUGAAGGUACCUCUUAAGUCAAGUGGAUCAAGCGCAUGCCGAGGAAGUCAACAAGGUAAAAUGGUCCAAAAACCAUUCCCAUGCAGCCAGGACAAGCGCAGAUACGACACCUUCGAGCUACUUCACGUCGACAUCUGCGGACCCAUGGAGAUGAACUCUCUGGGUGGCAGCAAGUAUCUACUGCUGAUCGUUGUAGAAGCCAGUGGAUGA
This is a messenger RNA of Peronospora matthiolae, 1572 nucleotides long. Lineage: Eukaryota; Oomycota; Peronosporomycetes; Peronosporales; Peronosporaceae. The record is from the annotation of a GenBank genome assembly.